Medioppia subpectinata is the source of this 402-nucleotide messenger RNA. The record is from the annotation of a GenBank genome assembly. Lineage: Eukaryota; Metazoa; Arthropoda; Arachnida; Sarcoptiformes; Oppiidae.
AUGGGCAACUGGUGCCGCAUAGAGUGGUAUUACGGGGUAAAUCAUUGGGACCGCCCCGACAUGGAGACCAUUGCCAGUGAUUACAUGGUCGACCAUGGUGAAGGCAUGGUGGUUUCUGUGCGAGAAAAUGAUUUAGGUGACCAGGCUGAUAAUACUGAACCUGAAUUAACAAGCGAUGAUAUCGAUUGGGCUCUGAACGAUCCUGGUUUUAAUUUUGAAUUAUGGGAGUGCGAGUCUGACCCGGACACCAGUCUGUGUCGGGCGUAUUUCGAUGAGUACUAUUGUAACGCCACGUCCGGCCGGUGCGAGCCCUUCAUAUACGGCGGUUGUGGCGCUAAUAACAACCACUUUGAGACCCACGAGUUGUGUCUGGACUUGUGUGCCGAUUAUUGUCAUUCAUAA